Plasmodium knowlesi strain H is the source of this 2319-nucleotide messenger RNA. Its product is annotated as GTP-binding translation elongation factor tu family protein, putative. The record is from RefSeq and is a predicted model, not a curated record. Gene Ontology annotation, cellular component: ribonucleoprotein complex; cytosol. Lineage: Eukaryota; Apicomplexa; Aconoidasida; Haemosporida; Plasmodiidae. The transcript has a single exon. The coding region runs from base 1 to 2319 and encodes 772 amino acids. Gene Ontology annotation, molecular function: GTP binding; GTPase activity.
AUGAAUAACCUUCUGAAAAAGCACAACAGGUGUGUUGCGCAGAGGGUGGUGACACAAUGCAUCGGAACGAGCGCAAAGGGGGUAAUCAAUCUGCAGAGGAAUACCGCCCCCCUUGACGGGUUUCCUAGGGGAAGGAAAAUGGAGAACUGCUUUUCCACAAUGUCAUUCUACGAUAAUAGUACUUUAUAUAAAGCAAAAAGCAAAUUACGCCAAAAAGGUAGCCCCGAAAAGAUACACACUCCAAUACUAAACCGUAAUGGCAAUUCUCAUUUCUUUUCAACAAAUAAAAAAAUUAAAAUUAUCAACCCACAAAAAAUAAGAAAUGUGGCAAUCAUUGCGCAUGUGGAUCAUGGAAAGACAACCCUGGUGGAUAAGCUACUAAAACAAGGGGGAGAAGAAACGAAAAAUGAAAGAGUAAUGGAUCAUAAUGAUUUAGAAAAAGAAAGAGGCAUUACUAUCAUGUCGAAAGUUACAAGAAUAAAAUAUGAUGAUUAUUUUUUUAACAUUGUUGAUACGCCAGGUCAUUCAGAUUUUGGUGGAGAAGUUGAACGUGUACUAAAUCUCAUUGAUGGCGUGUGCUUGAUUAUUGAUGUAGUUGAAGGACCAAAAAACCAAACCAAAUUUGUUUUAAAAAAAUCCCUCCUAAAUCCAAAGUGUAAAAUUAUUGUUAUUAUGAAUAAGUUUGAUAAACCUAGUAAUAUAAAAAGUAAAGAAGAAAUAGAAAAUGAAAUAUUUGAUCUUUUUGCCGAUUUAAAUGCCCCAGAUGAGUUGAUGAAUUACCCCAUUCUCUAUGCUUCUGCGAAGAAUGGGUGGUGCACCGACAACUUCGAGGAUGCCAAACAGAAUAAAUGUGAACAUAAUAACGUCCUAGCCAUAUUUAAAAAAAUUAUAGAAUAUUUUGAUUCCCCCAUGAUGUUGCCCUCGGGUAGUGAAGAUGUCUCAAGUGUUGACUCAAAGAUGGGUUCUCAAAAUAGUUUCAUCACAGGGGAUGAUGCAAAUGGUAUAACUACCGCAGUUGGGGAGUCGGUGGGAAAAAAUAAUAAAAAGGAUGAUGCCAUGGUGGAGGGGAAAGAUGUGGAAGCGAAAAUUACGAGCGAACCGUUCUGCAUGCUAGUGAGCCUUAUAGACCACCAAGAAGGGGUAGGAGUGACAGUGACGGGAAAAAUAUACGGAGGGGUUAUCAAAAAAGGAGACACGAUUAUUGUGAAGAAUGAAGAAAAUAAAGUAAAAGGAACGUGUGUAAUUAAAAACAUAUUCUACAUGAAAGGAAGAAAAAUAGAAAAUGCUAAUUUCGCUAGUGCAGGAGAUAUUGUAAAUAUUUCCUUUUCGAAGGGAGUUACCCCAUCAGUUAACGAUACUUUGUCUUCGGAAGAAUCUGUAUCAAGUUUAAAGGUGAGACCAAUUGAUCCACCUGUUCUGUGCUUAAAAAUUUCACAAAAUACAAGUCCCUUAACAGGAAAGGAUGGAAAGCAUAUAACUCUGUCUUCCAUUGGUAACAGACUAAAAAAAGAAGCAGCCAUAAAUGUGGCUAUCGAAAUUAGCGAAUCAGAAAAAAAAGAUAGCUAUGAGGUGAAGGGAAGAGGAGAAUUACAAUUAGGUAUUCUGAUAGAAAAGUUGAGAAGAGAAGGAUAUGAAAUGACCAUAUCAUCCCCAAAUGUUAUUUACACAAAAGAUGAAAAAGGAAAUUUACUAGAACCAGUUGAAGAAUUUCACAUUACCAUACCGUCUACAAUUAGUUCGAAUGUUAUUGAAAAAUUAAAUGGAAGGAAGGCAGAAAUUGUAGAUAUUAUAAAUGACGAUAAUGACAAUACCUUUAUCAAGUGUAUUUGUCCAUCGAGAAAUUUUUUUGGGAUGAGAUCAUACCUUCGUGAUGUUAGCAAAGGGACGUCUAUAAUAAACUCAGAAUUGAAGGAAUAUAAAAAAAAACAAGCUUCCUACAAAAGUGACAGAAAUGGGGUUAUCAUAUCCUCGUCCAAUGGAACAACCACUGCCUUUUCGCUAGAUCCAAUUCAGUUAAAGGGAAAUUUAUUUGUUAGUGAAAAUUACCCUACUUAUGAAGGCAUGAUCAUCGGUGAGCACUUCCUAAGCAAUGAUAUUGAAAUGAAUGCAGUAAAAGUUAAGCCUGUACAACACCUAAGGAAUAAGGGCCACGAAGAAACCAUAAGGAUAAAUCACAAAAAUGUUACCAUUGAAUACGCCCUUUCCUUCAUUCAAGACGAUGAAGAAAUAGAAGUUACUCCAAAGAGAAUCGUCAUGCGGAAAAAAAUCUUAAACACCGAGCAGAGAAAAACAGCAAAUAGAAAGGCCAAAAGUGGUUAA